Molecule: messenger RNA, 345 nt
Organism: Amborella trichopoda
Lineage: Eukaryota; Viridiplantae; Streptophyta; Magnoliopsida; Amborellales; Amborellaceae
Source: RefSeq, a predicted model, not a curated record
AUGAAGGCUAAGCUCGCCAAAGAGGUGGGCGCAGCUUUCAGAGACUGGGGCUUCUUCCACUGCAUCAACCACUGCAUCCCCAAAAAGCUGACGGACACAGUGACUGAGAAUCUGAAACUCUUCUUUCACCAACCAUUGGAGGAGAAGAUGAAGGUGCAGCUCGACUUGACUCACCCCGUCAGUUACAAUAACAAUUAUUUCACCAGCAAUGUGAGGGAUUGGGUCGAGAUAUACGACUACAUCCUCAAAGAUAAGAUCGAGGUGCCUGUAACGCAUGAACAGGAGGAUACCAUGAUUAUGCAGUUGCACAACCACAGGCCCGCCUACCCGCCGGGCUUCCAGUAA